CACUAAACAGAACUGAUCAGGAAUGAAAUCUGUCUUCAUCUCUUCUUUCUACCAGUUAAUGAAGCAGAUCAACCAACAGGAAGAGAAACAUCAGAGAGAAACAAAGGAGCUGGAAACAGAGUGGGAGAAGAAGCUCAAAGAGGAGGAGAAGAAAAGAGAAAGAGCUGAGAAAGAAGCGGAGACACUGAAGAGGAAACUGGAGACUGACUAAAAAACUCUGAUGAUUGAGGGAUAAAAUAUAAAUCUCAUAAAUCUAUCUGAUGUGAAAGGGCUAAUCUGUGGAUGUCGUCUCCUCCCAGUCAGAGGAAAUCAAACCUGAACAAACACAUCUACAGAAUCCUCUGACAAAGAAGAACAACCAGCAACAUUAUAGAUGAGAAACACAACGACUCAGAUCUUCCUGCAGAAACCACACGCUGCAGAGAAAGUCUCUGGAAACACUUGUCUCCAUUUUAAUGGAUAAGUCAAGUUUGAUGUGAACAUUGGUUUGUUUAAAGACUUUUACAAACAAGACAAAUGUGCAUCUGUUGUUUUUAUGAAGUAUCUUAAAAUUUCUUUAGAUAUCGGACCAAACUGACUUAUCUCUGUCUAUUAAAGCCACUGAAUAAUGACCUGAACACAAUGGUGCCUAGAUGAGAUGAGGAGAUGGGUUGUUAGUGCCAGACACCGGUAGAUUUUUGGCCAUAGAUUGUUUACAUAGCUAGAAAUGUCAAAGCUGAGUGAAAGCUAUGGAAGCUCAGCCCAGGGGAAACAGUUUCUGGAGAAUAUAAGGAGGAUAUAAGGAUUUUCAAGCUGAAACAAGUUGUUCUCUGGAGGCAACACAUGUUGAUAAGCUGUCUACCUACAAUACUCAAUAAACUUUGUUCUUCACGUCUGAGCCUGACUGGUCCAAAGUCUCAGUCUCCAGACAAACUGAAAUCUGUUUCCUGAAUAUCAGCUUUUACAGUCUUUAUUAUUUUAUAACUGGCAACACUGUCAAAGUUCACUCAGAAAACUGAACUGAUUAAAGUCAACACAUAACAUCUCCAUGUUGUUGGUUUGUUCACAUUUACAGGGAGAUCCUCGAUGGUAAUUUAGAAGUUUUUAUAUUAUUUGAAUCAAAAGCUGAAUCUAACAGAUGAAACCUUGUUAAUAAACCGGAGCUGGUUGAGGUCAGUGGUCGAUGGAGGAUUUCCAGAUGUGUUUGUUGACAGAAACUUCACUCAGCAGGACUCUCUGAUUCUUCAGAUGGAAGGUCUGUUCCUUCACUUCCUGCUCAGAACCAUCACCAGUUUGGUUUUCUGUCUCCUCCUGACUCACUGUUCUAAAGGUCAGUCUGAGUCAGUGGAUUCACUUCAACCAAUUAUAGCAAGAGUUGGUGAUGACGUUGUUCUACCGUGUCAAAUCAAGCCUUCAGUGGACGUUUCUGAAGCAACGUUGGAGUGGAAGAGGUCGGACCUCUACAUCCUGGUGUGGCGUAAUGGUGCAGACCUUACAAUGCAAAAAGAUCCGUCCUACAGAGGAAGAACAUCUCUGUUCCCUGAUGAACUGAAACAUGGAAACAUUUCACUGAAACUCUCUGACGUGAAGCUGUCUGAUAAAGGAACGUACAGAUGUUACAUUGUAGAGAUGAAUAGAGAGAUGUUUGUUGAGCUUGUUGUUGCUCCAGAUACAGCGGCCUCACCCGUCAUCAGUUUAUCAGGGAUGGACAGAGACAGAGGAGGAGUGGUGUUACAGUGUGAAUCCAGAGGCUGGUAUCCAGAGCCUGAGGUGUUGUGGCUGGACGCUGAGGGAAACCUGCUCUCUGCUGGA
Molecule: messenger RNA, 1791 nt
Organism: Mugil cephalus (flathead mullet)
Lineage: Eukaryota; Metazoa; Chordata; Actinopteri; Mugiliformes; Mugilidae
Product: butyrophilin subfamily 3 member A2-like
Exons: 5
Source: RefSeq, a predicted model, not a curated record